This is a messenger RNA of Drosophila erecta, 414 nucleotides long. RefSeq names its product MICOS complex subunit Mic10. The record is from RefSeq and is a predicted model, not a curated record. The coding region runs from base 140 to 358 and encodes 72 amino acids. Gene Ontology annotation, cellular component: mitochondrion; mitochondrial inner membrane; MICOS complex. The transcript is spliced from 2 exons. NCBI's taxonomy places the organism in Eukaryota, Metazoa, Arthropoda, Insecta, Diptera, Drosophilidae.
CUCAAUUGAGAUAUCAUCACCGGUGCUAGCUUAACGCUAAGUGGUGGUUACAUACUACUGUUAUUUUGGAUUGACCAAUCCAUGUUUGACUAAAUAUUUUCGGUGUUAAUUGUUAUUUGUAACAAUUUUUCAGCAAAAAAUGACUUCUCAGAAUAAUUUUAGCGAGGAACAAAUAGGUAAAAGGUUGGAUCGCUGCGUUUCUGAUAUAUUAAUAAAAGGAUGUGGAGGCGUUAUUGUUGGAUCUGCUGUAUCUUUGAUAAUUUUAAGGAGACGAGCAUGGCCUGUAUGGCUCGGAGCUGGAUUUGGAAUCGGCGCCGCUUAUAGAACGUGUGAAAAGGAUAUAAACUCCUUGAAAUAAAUGUUGUUUCUUUUUAAUUUAAAUAAAAGAUUUCAUUGAGUAAUGAUAAUAAUAUA